AAAAUGCCGCAGGAGCCUACCCGGGUUGUGGUAGGGCGGGAAGCAGCCAUCUCGCAGGAGCAGGCUGAGCACCAUCACUGCAUCCUCAGCUCUACGGCUUUGAAAGGGAAGAGUUGACUUACUCUACUUUGGAAGGCUUCUCAGCCGUCUUCCUCCCUGCUCUGAGCAUAAACUCUCCCUGCAUUUUGGUAUCUUCACAAUGACUAGACCUAGGUUAUCCGUUCCAUGCAGGCUUCAUAAUUUACUCAUAAUGGUCUUAUCUGUAACAGGUUCUCCUUCUAAAACCUUUAGACGUUUUGUCUGGGAAAGUUGGAUAGUAAAUCAAAUAGUGACUUGGCUGAUCUAAAUCACAUAUCUUAAAAUGCAAUCACAAUUUGGAGACUCAGACAAAGGCCAUGGAAGGGAGGUGACUGCGCAAGAGUUGUCAGGGGAAUCUCUGAAUGACACCAACAAUGAAGCUACCCACACAGAAAAUGAAGGCAGUUCUGUCCAUACAGAUGUUAAAACUCAAGAGAAAGCCAUAAACUGGAUGUCCAGAGCAGAUCAACAGAAUGAGCAAAAAUCAGAUGGUGAUCACAAAGCUGUCACCAGCUUAUUCCAUCAAAGGACAGAAGAAAAGAGGGGCUGUCUAAGAAUGACAAAAAAGGUUCUGCAAGACAUCUGUAAACAGCAGAAAUUCUACGUGACCCCAUACUUAAAUGACACUCUUUACUUGCAUUAUAAAGGAUUUGACCGCCUGGAGAAUCUUGAGGAGUAUACUGGGUUGAAGUGUUUAUGGCUGGAAUGCAAUGGCAUAACAAAAAUUGAGAACUUGGAGGCUCAGACAGAGUUGCGUUGCCUCUACCUACAACUCAAUCUAAUUAAGAAAAUUGAAAACCUUGAACCCUUACAAAAGUUGGAUUCCCUCAAUGUCAGUAACAACUACAUCAAGACCAUUGAGAAUCUCUCUUGUCUGAAGGUCCUGCAGACUCUGCAGAUUGCUCACAACAAAUUAGAAACAGUGGAAGACAUACAGCACUUGCAAGAAUGCCCAAGUAUUUCUGUUCUUGAUCUUUCCCACAACAAUCUAAGUGAUCCAGCUAUUAUAACUGUUCUGGAGACUGUGCCUAAUUUGCAUGUGCUGAAUUUGAUGGGAAACCAAGUGAUAAAGAACAUUGCUAAUUAUAGAAAAACACUUACUGUUAGACUAAAACAACUAACGUAUCUGGAUGACAGACCAGUUUUCCCAAAAGAUAGAGCCUGUGCAGAAGCCUGGGCUGUUGGAGGUCUGGAAGCUGAGAAAGCAGAAAGGGAAAAAUGGGAAACCAGAGAGAGAAAAAAAAUCCAAGAUAGCAUUGAUGCUUUAGCAGCAAUCAGGUGGAAAGCAGACAAAAAGAAAAGAAGAAAGUAUAUGGAAGAAAAAGAGGCAAGUGCUAAAUCUGGAAAUGGAGACAUAACAGACAUCCUAGAAGGGGCACCUGAAAAUUCAGAUAACAAAGAUGGCAAUUCUAAUACACUGGAGACUUCAAAUAUAUCAGAAAAGGAAGAAACUCAAGAGAAGACUGACAAAUUUAGAAAUGAAAGUUUUGAUGGUCAUGAGGAAGUGAUAACACUUUUACAAAAUGGAAGAGAUAACACAGGUUUCACAUCUGCUAGAAUUCAAGAGGAUGCACAGGAAUCAAACUGUAACAAAUGCCCAAACUUCAACAAGGAGACAGGUGGUAAUGUACAUGAUCUACCAAGAGAGAAGGCAGCUACUGGAAAGGCCAUACUUCCUGAACGGGAUCAAUAUGCUGAAACUGAACAAACCAAACUGGAUACACUGGAGAAACUUUGUCUUGAUGAAUUGCCUGAUUUAGAAGACACUGAUGUAAAUGAAUUUCCCCCAGAAGAGGAAAGCUUUGUUCAAAAGGAAUAUCACCCAAAGAUUGAAAUAAUUUCUGAAAUGACAAAUGACAGCGAUUCAGCAUUAGAGGAAGACAAUAAAAGCAUGUUUGAGAAUUCAGAAGGAGAAGUCCCAACAGCAAUCUUUUCAAAUGCAUGUAAGAUACAUAAAGAGCAUGGAAAGGAGCACUUAAGACCCCUUGUUGAAAGCUUCUUUACACAGCCUGAUAAUUCCAAAAGAUAUCAGGAGAUCAAAGAUCAACAAACAACCCCCUCAAGACCCUUGAUACAAGAGAUUAACUCUGAGCCCAAGGAUAAUCUACUCUUGUCACCAGUCUACAAGCAACCAGGUGACCCAAGCCCAACAGAAGAGGAUGGUAAUGGCAGCAAUGGAGAAGCACAGUACCCAGCUGAGAGUGAAGGAUGUUCUCACGAGGCAUGGGAUGACAAGGACAGUGAGAGUGGUUUAGAUUAAUCGCUUUGCAAAAAGCUCCAAGUAUUCAGGGCAGCUGGCAGCAUUCAGUCCUUUGUGAGUGCACUAUUGUGUUACAGUUAAAUUAAUUUCUGUGAUGUCAUUUUUUCCCUUGCAUCCUAGGAAUUACUUGGUUGAAUGUUUAUGUCUUAAGGUUUCAUUACAUACGUACUUCCAGUGCAUACUGUAACAUGUCUCUCUCACUUGAGCUAAAUAAAGAUUUUACUUGUAACCACAUA
Messenger RNA from Pezoporus occidentalis (night parrot), 2574 nucleotides. It is a transcript of the gene DNAAF1, whose product is annotated as dynein axonemal assembly factor 1. NCBI's taxonomy places the organism in Eukaryota, Metazoa, Chordata, Aves, Psittaciformes, Psittacidae. The transcript is spliced from 12 exons. The record is from RefSeq and is a predicted model, not a curated record. Bases 362 to 2338 code for a protein of 658 amino acids. Gene Ontology annotation, molecular function: protein binding.